AUGCUGCGAAACAUCCUGCUCGCGGCCUCGAUGGCCAUCCGGGCCUUGGGCAGCCUCAAGGACCUCGCCCACUGCGACCCUCUCCGCAAAGACAUGCGCUGCCCCCCCGACCCGGCCUUUGCCGGCAAAGCCUCCUUCAACUUCAGCACCACCGGCUGGGACCAAAAGGACCUCGAAGACUUCUGGGAAAUCGACAACGACACCGUCCACGACCGCCGGCGCCUCGGCUUUGGCACCGCCGCCGAGGGCGUCGCCGUGGGCGUGUGGAAGGCCGCCGACGCGCCGACGCUCGUGAGCCGCAAGUACAUGCUCUUCGGCAAGGUCAGCGUCACGGUCAAGGCGGCCAAGGGCCAGGGCAUCGUGACGGCCAUUACGCUCAAGUCUGAUUCGGGGGACGAGAUUGACUGGGAGCUGCUCGGCGCCUACGAAAAACAAGCCGCCUCCAACUACUUCUACGACGGCAAAGCCCUCUUCAACACCUACAACGACACCUACCCCCUGCCCACCUCCUCCUACGACGCCUACCACACCUACACCAUCGAAUGGACCGACACGCGCCUCGUCCUCUCCAUCGACGCCGCCCCGCGCAAGACGUGGCGCCUCGGCGACAACUUCCUGCCCCCCGGCGCCUGGCCCCAGACGCCCAUGCAGCUCAAGCUCGGCGUCUGGUCCGUCGCCAACGGCACCGCCGCCAGCGACCCGGGCGAGGUCCGCUGGGCCGGCGGCCCGCCCGACUGGGAGGGCAGCGGGGCGCCCUUUGUUGCCCACUUUGCCGCCGUCGAGGUGGAGGAUUACAUGGGCGGGUGUACGCGCGCCCGGGACGGGGCGGCCGUUCGCUAUCGCUACGAUGAGAGGACCGUCGGCUGGCGCCACGUCCUUGUCGAUGGCUGCGAGGAGAGGGUUCCCGGCGCCGAUCUGGCCACCGCCUCGCCUUCUGCUGCCGGGGAGCCGGGCCCGACGCCGACGGCUGAGGCGGGCGCCGAGGGGGGCCAGCAGGACGAGGACGACGCGGCCGUCUUGCUCGGCCUCUCGUCGCCGCUGGCCGCCAUUGUGUGCCUUUGCUGGCUGCUGGUUCUGUAG
Hirsutella rhossiliensis is the source of this 1080-nucleotide messenger RNA. RefSeq names its product glycosyl hydrolases family 16 domain-containing protein. Gene Ontology annotation, cellular component: fungal-type cell wall. Lineage: Eukaryota; Fungi; Ascomycota; Sordariomycetes; Hypocreales; Ophiocordycipitaceae. The record is from RefSeq and is a predicted model, not a curated record. The transcript is spliced from 3 exons. Gene Ontology annotation, biological process: carbohydrate metabolic process; fungal-type cell wall organization. Bases 1 to 1080 code for a protein of 359 amino acids. Gene Ontology annotation, molecular function: hydrolase activity, hydrolyzing O-glycosyl compounds; glycosyltransferase activity.